Phytophthora sojae is the source of this 645-nucleotide messenger RNA. RefSeq lists its product as hypothetical. The record is from RefSeq and is a predicted model, not a curated record. The transcript is spliced from 3 exons. Bases 1 to 645 code for a protein of 214 amino acids. Lineage: Eukaryota; Oomycota; Peronosporomycetes; Peronosporales; Peronosporaceae.
AUGAUCAAGGACAACUACUCCACCGACCGGGUGCUCGAACUAGCGCAGUACACUCGAGAGAAGAGCUGGGUCCACAUCGCCAUGGUCCUACUGAUCACCCCACUACCCUGUCUAACCAUCACAGUGCUCAGCGACGUGCUGCCUCUCGAUGAACCGUCCGAAGGCCUCAAGGCUAACAAGAUGUUCCAAGUUCAACAGUUCUACAGCUACGUCGUCAUGAGCUUCCUGUGCGCGCAGCAGUUCCGCACCAGCGUCCGAGCGCUCCCAUACCCGAACCGGAACGUGAUCAGAGACACCGCCAUCGUUGCAGCUCCCAUGGCUGCGGUCUUGUACGGAUUCGCCUCGUGGUUCGGCUUCCCGACCCCAUUCUCCAUCGUCAUCGCGAUGCCCGUCUGGGUCGUGAUCAUCACUGUGGCCAUGGCGAUCGAGUGGCUCCGACCUAUUCAGCAGAACCCGGGGACGGGCACGAUGGUGAUCAACACCAUCAAGGUCUGGCUGUGUGAGGUGCUGCUUGUAGUCACCUACCCUCCGUACUACUACGUGUUCACGACGCUCUCAAGGACGGGGCAACAUACAUCGACCGAGGUACUGCCGUUUUUACUUGGAUUCGUCAACACAACGCUGGAGGAGCGCUGCUGCCUCUGA